UGCAUGCUAACGAGUUUGAAGUCGUUUUAAAUUUAAUUCUAAUUGUCUGGAUUAAUUCGCGAAUACAAGAACUUGUUGACUCGUCGAAAUAAUCGGUUUAAAAAUGAACGCGUUUCUUCAGCGUAUGUUGAAGAAGAACAGCAACGAAGAGGUUUGUUGCUCGAUCUUCUUUUACCUAGUUGCUCCUGAAAAUUGUUGUUAAUCUUUCCAUUAAUUCUCUUAACGCGUCUUUUGGUUUGCAUUUUCACGUUUCAGCUGAACGUGCAGAAGGAGAAGGAAAAAGUGGAAGAAGAGAAGAAGAACGAGAGCGGAAGGUCAGGUUCGUCGAAAGGAAACUGGAUCAGGAAACUCGGGAAUUAUUCACCGAGCAAGUACCAAGCUCCAUCCGGUCCCACGAGGACAAAUACUAUGAGACCUUUGGACAGUCUGUGCAACAGCUACGAACAAAUAUCCCCUGCGAAAACUUUAGACUCCCCGAAUCCUCCUGCCGAGAUGCCAGACCUGGAAAGUAUUAUUCGUGAAUUCGAAACGGGCUUUCUUUCGCCUACCAAGUCGCCGGACACUAGCAUGGAGUUGUACAAGCAGAAGAACUUUGUCAAGAAGAUCGUAGCAGCGUUCGAGGUGAAAUACAAAAGUUACAGCGACCUGAAAGCAGCCCAAGAAGCGAACGAACACCACGAGGACUGUUGCGCGAGGGUAGAAACGCCAAGAAGAAGAACAAACAUCAUCAAUAACGAAUUCAAGAGCAACUAUGAAGAAUCAAAGCAACGUCAAGAUGCUGAAGACUCGGGGGAAGUGAAGAAUUCAAGAAGAUCCGGGAUUUUUGGCUCUCCCUUCAAGGUCUCCGUCGAGGAGAUCAAAGUUCCUGAAUCUAACAAAUCUCCUCGAGAUGGGAUAUCCAAGGAUCGGGGUGAAAAGUUGAAGAACCGUAAGAAGUCUCUUUUCGGUAGUUCCAGAGAUUCUAGUAGCUCGUCGGAAAUUUAUUCGCAUCCCGUGGACGUUGAUUGUCAGGAAUCGAGAGAUUCCAGUUCGGACAGUUCCUUUGUCUUCAAGUUUGACGAGAAAGUUCAAAGAUCGAACUUCCUGUUCAAUCCUUUGAACGUGCCUUCGUUGGACGAUACGGUUACAAUGGAUGGCAUUGAUCUCGAUCUGACAUUACCAGAACCAGAAGAGACCAUUCUGUUGGAGGAAGAUACUUUACCGAAGACCAGCACGAUGAUCAACGAGCACCCAAAUUACACAGACGACGAUGACGAUUAUUUUAUUCGAGAAAUAUCCAAAGUGGAUAGGACACCAAAGAUAGUCGGGGCGUUCUUGAAGGAGCCAAUCGAAGUGGAGGACACAUCCAUCGAUUGGAUACCAAUUACUGGGAAGAAACUACCACGGAAGAGAUCUCUGAAGAAGUUGUUGAACGCGUUGACCGGAAAGAAGUCCUUGGAAAAGAGAAGCAAACUGUUUUCGUCCGAGAGAAAUUUAUACGAAGAGCCACGCGAACUUCAAGAUUCUGGUUACGACGAGAAGUCUUGCUCUUCGUCUUCUCUGAAUUCGUUGAUCUCGAUCACGGAGGUACUGUUGCAACAGGAGAAUAGUUACAUGGAAGCUGAGAAGAGAGGAGGCUGUCUGACGACGUUUAAACCGAGAAAUUCUACUGACGAGGAGGAAGAGGACGAGGUGUUCUCUGACACGUAUCGUUGCAUCGAUAAACGAAACAGAAAAAGAUUGAUGUUGACCGAGGUCCCACGAAACGAGGUGAAAGUAGAUCUUGGCCCUGCCUACCCUCCAUUUCCAAAGUUCUUUACUAAGUCCUUGGACCGCAAGAUGAUCUCCAAGAAGAUUCACUCGCCUUCUCCAAUUUGCUCAACAUUAACCAGAUUACCAAAGCAUCCUCACCUCUCGACAAUGCCCAAACAUCCUUUCGUAUCUAUGACUAAGAUAGAUGAGCCUCGAGAGACUCCGAACAGCCAAGAAUCUCACAGCAACGAGGAGCCAUCGGUGAUCGUCAAGAAUGAUCUGUACGAGGUCGAAUUUCGCAGAAGUUGCCUGGAUGUUUGUUCAUUGGCUUCCUGUCGCAGUUCCUCUUCAACCGAGAGCAAUUACGAUGUACCAAGAAGGUUCUUAUCAAAAUCUGAGAACGAACUGAGAUUGAAUUCGGAGGGAAAGCAAAAGGAUCAGCCUGUUUACGACGUUCCAAGAUCCACUGUCCUCGAAAGACCCAAGUCCACUGGUUACGAAGACAUUGUCUCGUUGAAAAGAAGCGCGCUAUUACAAGAUACGGCCGUCCCGAGUUUCUAUGCAGUCCCUCGGGAAUUGGAGGUUCGUUAUGCCACCGUCAAGUCAAGAAACAGCAGCGUUUAUUUGAAUAACAACAUUCUACGAUCCAUGAACGAUUUGACCAUUAAUGAGAUGCGUUCAGCGAUGUAAAAGGUAAUUUUUUUAUAAUAUUAACUACGAUGAUGAUGUGCUGAUUUCACGAGAGAAGGUAUGGUAUUCGUCCAAAUUUUAUAUCAUUCGACGAUUUUUUCGUUGCUCAAUUUUUUUUUGUAGAUAUGGAGUAGUUGAUCGGUGGAAUUGAUAGUACAAAGAUCUUUUAGAAAUUGAUAUAUACAUAUGUUUAAGACUGUUAGCUAGUAACUAUUUUAUCGUUAAGCACUAGGGAACACGAUUCGUGUAAUGUUUUUAUAUACACAUGAAAAUUGUGUACACGUUAUUUUACGAUUGUGGCGUAUAUUUUAACAGUUGCACGUUUCGAGAAGAGACAAAAAAGGUGUUGCGUGACGGAGUCUCGUAUAUUUUGUGAGAAAUAUUUUACUAGAUCUCUGAAACGCUUUUAUACGCGUAUUUUUAUUCGUAAUUUUUAAUCCAGCCGCGUAAUACAAUUUUGUAGGGUAAUUAAUAAUGUCGAGUAUGAAAUUUUCAAUUAAAAGCGGUUACAAAUGGGUUAAGAAGAUUGAUGAAUUCCAAGGAGAAGGCUGAGUUGCGUGUUCGAUAACGUUGUUACAGGGAGUAUCAUAAUUUGUACGUGAUAUUUUUAGAUUUAAACGAAUAAGUAUCCUGUUCGUUUUUGGUAGAAAACGGUAAACGAGGAUACAGGACGUGAAACGGUUUGUAAACACGGUUCGUUAAAGAGGCGAGAGAAAAGAAGAACUUUAGCAGUCUCGAAUGUUUCUUUGCAGAAAUAUUUUCAGGGAACUCGUGUUCAAAUUUUAGGGUAUUAGGUACUCUGUGAUCUCAUUACGUAUCAGUAUUACGUGUAUAUUAAUUAUUAAGAGGACGAAAUAAAGGAAUUGUACAAAUUUAA
Osmia lignaria (orchard mason bee) is the source of this 3298-nucleotide messenger RNA. RefSeq lists its product as uncharacterized. Lineage: Eukaryota; Metazoa; Arthropoda; Insecta; Hymenoptera; Megachilidae. The record is from RefSeq and is a predicted model, not a curated record.